CGCGCGCGGCCGUGCUCCUCUGUGUUCGCUCAGUUUGAUCAAGUCGUGUGAUACUUGAUAUAUGAUUUAUGAUUCGUUCUUAGUUAGGAUCGUGUAGAAACUCCGUUAAAUAGCGCCGUUUGCUGGAAAAUGCUGCUAGCGAAAUAUCAGCGCGAAUCUCUAAUAUCUCAUUAAUAUUUCAUCAUGAAUGCGAGUCGAAGUGAAAUGUGUGUAGUGUAGCUUGCUCUCCGGAGGUGUGUGUUUUGACGGGAAUAAUCGAUAAGACUGAUCGAUCGAUCGGUGAUCAGCUUCUCAGGAAAAGAUAUCUUAACAGUGUGUUGCUGUUCUUCAUCACCGGCAGGACAGAGUGAUGAUGAUGAUGGAAGCGAGCACCCCACCAGCCACCCCUCCACUCUCCUCCUCCUCCACAGCGGCUGCCAGCGGUGUCUCCGGUCCUCAGACUCUCUCCAGCUCCCCCGGUGUCUCUGCUUUUGCCCCGGGAGGGUUUUCCAGCCCUGUUCCUCCAGUGGCUUUGACCUCCACGCUGCCGCCCAUCCAGUCAUCUGCUCCUCCCCUCUCUCUGAGCGGCCCGUACGCUAGCCCCGCUCCGCUCAGCGCCGCUGCCCCCCCGAUGGGCCCGCCCACCACUGGCUUCUCUGUGAGCGCAGGAUAUGACAUCACCCGUGGCCACGCGGGCCGCACCCCUCAGACGCCGCUCAUGCCCAGUUUCUCCAGCGCCUCACCCAUGCCAGGGAUCGUCAGCAAUCCCAUGAUGCGGCAGCCGGUGUCCGGAGGGUUAGAUGUCAGCUCGCCCAUCACGUUUCCUGAGGACUCUGACGACCCCAGAGGGACUCCAGACAGCAGCUCACCUGGAGGAUUAUGGGGCUUCAUCAAGGGUGUAGCUGGGAACCCCAUGGUCAAGACCGUCCUGGAUAAAACCAAACACUCUGUGGAGCCCAUGAUAACCACACUGGACCCUGGGAUGGCACCGUACAUCAAGUCUGGAGGAGAUGUGGACAUCGUUGUGACGUCAGAUAAGGAGGUGAAGGUGUCAGCGGUGCGGGACGCGUUUCAGGAGGUGUUUGGUUUGGCCAUGGUGACGGGAGAGGCCGGUCAGUCCAACAUCGCCCCGCAGCCGGUGGGAUACGCCGCAGGGGUCAAGGGAGCUCAGGAGCGCAUUGACAGUCUGCGUCGUUCUGCCGUCAUUCAUGAGAAGCAGCCCGUGGUGUCGGAGGAAAACUUCAUCGCAGAACUCUUCCCAGACAAGUGGUUUGACAUCGGCUGUCUGAUCUUGGAUGAUCCAGGAAUCGGGAUUCACAUUGAGAUGUUCACUCAGGCUACACCUGUGGCCCUGGAGCACAUACAGCAGGCGCAGGCGCUGACUCCUCCAGACUAUAACCUGCGCUGGUCCGGUCUGCUGGUGACGGUCGGGGAGGUUCUGGAGAGAAGCGUGCCCAAUGUCAGCCGCACAGACUGGCACCAGGCCUUCACCGGCAUGCCCCGCCGGCAGAUGAUCUACUCCGCCGCCAAGGCUCUGGCUGGCAUGUACAAACAGCGCUUGCCCUCCAGGACAGUGUGAGCGUCUUACGCCGUCACGUGACACGGACCACAGCUUCCCAGAAUCACACGGGAAUCCACAUCUCAUCCGCAGAUGUCCUGUGUUCUCAGUCACGUCCCAUUACAAGACUGAGCCCACUCUAAAUGCCAAAAGAAAAGUUAGAUCGGCUGAGUUUCUGCAUCAGGUCUGAAUUAAACCAGUUACAGGGCAGAAUAACUAAUAUCUAACUUUUAAAUUAGUGAUUGAAUUGAAUAUUGUGUCCUUGAUGUAAUUUUUGAGUUUGAUUGAUAUUAGUAAUUGACAGCGUCCCAGUCUUUAUGAUGGAAAUUGGUGGAAAUGAAAGCACGUCUGCAUCUGAAGUCCUACAGCAGGACUGUCUCUGCACAACUCUUUACAAUGAUCAGAUCUCACCAAGGAAAAGAUGAUUCUCAGAUUUAUAAUGCUUGUGUUUAUAUUUACAAUCAAAUACUAUGACUUGCAGGUUUUUAAGUUGAAUCGUUGAGUCAUAUCAAUAUUGUGAAUAUAUGUAAUUUUGAUGUUACGGUUUUGGAUCUAAUUUUAUAGUGUUUUCUUUUCAGCCUAAUAAUCAAACAUUGUUACAAUAUUGUGAUUGUCUGCAUGUCCGUUUCUUUCACAACUCAGUCCAUGUUAGUCAGCGUUUACGGCGGUCAGAUAAAUCAGAUCGCCAGCUCUGCUGCAUAUAUAAA
Messenger RNA from Sinocyclocheilus anshuiensis, 2244 nucleotides. RefSeq names its product protein PRRC1-like. Gene Ontology annotation, molecular function: protein kinase A regulatory subunit binding. Gene Ontology annotation, cellular component: cytoplasm. Gene Ontology annotation, biological process: activation of protein kinase A activity. The transcript is spliced from 10 exons. The record is from RefSeq and is a predicted model, not a curated record. NCBI's taxonomy places the organism in Eukaryota, Metazoa, Chordata, Actinopteri, Cypriniformes, Cyprinidae. Bases 350 to 1558 code for a protein of 402 amino acids.